AUGGGAAACGGACCAUUGAGAAAAACUCGAGCUGUGACAGAGAGGAGACGUCAACAAGGGAGACAAUCCACACCAUCAACAACACUAGAUGGCGCUGUGACUGGACCAUCAACAGACGCUCCAGCAGUGACAGAGGGGAGCCAAAAGCAGGGGAGACAAUUCACAGACGCUAUAGCUGUGAAAGAGAGGAGUCAAAAGCAGGGGAGACAAUCUACACCGAAAUCAACACUAGAUGGCCCUGUGGCUGGACCAUCCACAGACACUGUAGCUGUGACAGAGGUGAGCCAACAGCAGGGGAGACAAUCCACACCGACAUCAACGCUAGAUGGCGCUGUGGCCGGAUCAUUCACAUACGCUCUAGCUGUGACGGAGGGGCGUGAAAAGCAGGGGAGACAAUCCACAGACGCUCUAGCUGUGACAGAGGGGAGUCAAAAGCAGGGGAGAAAAUCCAUACCGAUGUCAACGCUAGAUGGCGCUGUGUCCGGACCAUCUACAGACGCCCAAGCUGUGAUAGAGGUGAGCCAACAGCAGGGGAGACAAUCAACACCGACAUCAACGCUAGAUGGCGCUGUGGCCGGAUCAUUCACAGACGCUCUAGCUGUGACGGAGGGGCGUGAACAGCAGGGGAGACGAUCCACUUCCACAACCACACACAACUACAUAGGUUGUUCAGUAUCCCAGUAUGACCUGUCCAACACCUCUUACACUUCAGUGGGAAAUCACGGUCAUCGAGGCUGUGCAUCACAUGAGUCUCUUCGCAUCAGGAUCAAGCAGCUGAAUGAAGUGUUUAAGGAAACUCACACUCUUCAUAAAGCAGAAGAACUUCUGAAAAGGCACAAGCAUAUGGCAAUUAUUGGAGCUCCUGGAGAAGGGAAAACAAGCACUGCUCUCAAGAUAUGUGAGAAAUAUCUCCACAACAAAUAUGAAGUUGUGUUUGUCGAUAAUUUUGAGAUAUUUGAUGUGGAUACAAUCAUUCAACGAACAUGUAACAUGCUAGUUGUGUUCGAUGAUAUAUUUGGUUCUGUGACGGUUCCUUCUAAUUGGGAGAAAAUACACAAAGUCUCGACUGCCCUGGUUGACGCUUUAUUUCAACAGGAACAUGAUGCCAUGAAGCAGAAAUCAAAUAAGCAAGAAGAGACUCAAGCAGGUGAGAUACAAAACAAUGCCCUCAAGCUCCACUUUAUUUUCUCAUCCAGAAGCUACAACUGGAAUGAAGGACGUGGAAGAAUGCACCAGUUCAAGGUAAAUCUCUUCAAGCCUGAAAGUGUCAUUGAUAUGACCAAGACCGGCCUGACUACCAAGGAGAAGGAAUCCAUUAUGAAUUCGUUCGAGAAAAGAAGUAAAAAAUGUGAUAUCUCAAACCAGAACAAGAACACCAUUACUCAGUUACAAGACAGCAGGUUUGGCUUUCCUCUGAUCUGUCAACUGUAUUGUACCAACCCAGCCUUCCAGAUGCACAACAUAAUUGACUUCUUUCAGAAACCUGUGACCUACCUGAGAGGUGACCUUGACGCCAUUGUCCGUGAAGGCAGCAGCAGGUCGGCAACUCUCAUUCUCCUUGUUCUGUGUGGAGGGAAGUUGGACCUUGUCUCCUUUAAGGCUAAAGAGAAGAAUCUCACCAAUCUGUUUCAGGCUGUGAAGGAGGAGAUAGCGUCUUGCACUCAAACAGACAUUGGCAAAGACAUUCGCAACUUUACUGGCACUUAUUGUAGGGUGGAGAAUCAUGUAGCCUCCUUCUCUCAUCCAUCAAUCUAUGAUGCUGCAGCAUGUGCCUUGGGGAAUCUCAAUGAAGUCUUUGUACUGGAACAUUGUUCUCUGCAGUUUUUACUUGAAAAAGUAAGGCUCAACAAGAAUGGUGACCUGCAAACAAGCUACACUGAUAAUGUCACAAACAUGAUCUACAUCACCUCAAGUCUGCACCCGUUAGUGAUCAGCAGAUUGGUGGAGGGCGUCCGAGAAGGGUGCUUCAGAUGGACAGUAGGCCACCCUGUAUUCAGCUGUGUUCAAAUAGUCUCCGACUUCUUGACACAGAUGACGCCAGACUUGCCAGAUGUUGUUCACAGGAAGGAUAAGAGCUCAGGUGAAUGUUUUCUGUAUUGGGUUUCACUGUCAACUAACCAUUCACUGUUUGAACGAUCAGUGUCACUGAUGUGUAGAGAGGGAAGCCUUUCACAUUCUGUACUCGCUGACUUCUAUGAGAGUAUCAUAGGCUGUACACAACAUGGCAAUCUCAGGCAUCUUAAACAUAUUGCUGUUGUACUCAAACAACAAGGGGAAUACGAUGUAGACAGGAGGACAAAUGGAGAGAGGACUCUGCUGAUGAUUGCUGCUGAGGCAGGACAGUUGGGUGUGUUCAACUUCCUCCUCCAAGAAGGCGCUGAUGUUUCAGUGACAGACGAAGAUCAUUAUAACUGUCUUCAUCUUUCAUGUAAAUCAGGAAGCAAAGAUAUAGUAAAUGUUAUCAUUGAGAAGUUUCAACAUCUGGUCAAUGGUCGUGACAGAAAGGGAAACACUCCUGCAAUGUUGUGUGCCAAGUCAGGGCAGGUUGAACUCCUCAAGUGUUUUGUUUUACACAAAGCAGAUCUUACUAUCAGGAAUGAUAACAAAAUAAACACUUUCGACAUAGCAUGUAUAAACGGCCAUGUAUCAGUUGUAGAAUAUCUGCUGACAUGUGAACACAUGAGCAUCCACAGAAGAGACAGAUGGUGGAAACUAACCAAAGGUAUGCAGGCAGCUGGAGCAGAUCUGUCACUUACUGAUGGAGACAACAUGGACUGCCUGAUGUUGGCAUGUUUUGGAAAUAAGGUGUCUGUAGUGAAACAACUGCUGUCCUUGAAAACAUUUGACAUCAACAGACGAAAUGGAUCACGGAAACAAACAGCAGUUAUGAUGGCAGCUAGCAGAGGACAAUAUGAUGUUUACAUUCUUUUUGUGUUGGAGGGAGCUGAUCUGUCACUUACUGAUGAUGACGACAGGGACUGCCUGAUGCUGGCAUGUACUGGAGGGCGCUGA
Messenger RNA from Haliotis rufescens (red abalone), 3012 nucleotides. RefSeq lists its product as uncharacterized. The transcript has 5 exons. NCBI's taxonomy places the organism in Eukaryota, Metazoa, Mollusca, Gastropoda, Lepetellida, Haliotidae. The record is from RefSeq and is a predicted model, not a curated record. The coding region runs from base 1 to 3012 and encodes 1003 amino acids. Gene Ontology annotation, molecular function: protein binding.